AUGCCAACGGAGGACGUGGAGUCCCAAAAGCCAGCCCCGAAGGUUGAUCCCCACGAUUCGGAAGAUGACUUGGCCCUCAAGCCUCAGCCGUCAAAUGGCUACGGUAUUUCAACAUGGCGGAAAUCACUCAUUCUGUUCAUUGUCAGCUGGAUGACUCUGGCUGUGACAUUUUCCAGCACUUCUUUGCUGCCUGCAACCCCCGAGAUCGCUACGGAGUUCUCGACGACAUCGGAGCUUCUCAAUGUCACUAAUGCCGGCGUGCUACUUGCCAUGGGGUUCUCCUCCCUCAUUUGGGGCCCAAUUGUCAACAUCUUCGGGCGUCGAAAUGCCUACAAUGCCGCCAUAUUGGUGCUUUGUGCCUGCUCGGCCGGCACCGCCGUAGCGACGACCUUGCAGAUCUUUAUCGCAAUGCGCAUUUUGAGUGGAUUUACCGGAACAUUUUUCAUGGUCGCUGGACAGACCAUCAUAGCAGAUAUUUUUGAGCCGGUAGGGCCAUGUAUUGGUGGAAUUAUAGUUACAUUUGCACAGUGGCGCAUCAUCUACUGGGUGCAAUUUGGGAUGACAUUACUGGGACUCAUAUUGUCUCUUCUCUUCGUGCCCAGUGUACAAGAAAAGAAUUUAGUCAUUGGCUCUGGCCAGCCUUGGAAAAUCACCACCAUCCUGAAUAUGUUCAACCCUUUGCGCAUCUUCCGCCAGUUCAUUUAUCCAAACGUUUUCAUUGCUUGCCUUACCUGCGGUCUUCUUUCCACUUUCCAAUAUGCCAUCUUGACAUCAGCCCGCUCCAUUUUCAACCCCCGAUUCAAUCUGACUUCCCCCCUCGUCAGCGGUCUGUUUUAUCUUUCUCCGGGAAUCGGAUUCCUUGUUGGCAGUGUCGUUGGUGGCAAGCUGUCUGACCGUGCUGUGAAGAAAUGGAUUCUCAAACGAAAUGGUGUUCGGUUGCCCCAAGACCGAUUGAACAGUGGCCUCGCCACGCUAUUUGGAGUUUUGCCAGCUGCAACCCUAAUUUACGGUUGGACGUUAGAGGAGGAAGUGGGCGGAAUGGCGGUUCCGAUCAUUGCGGCUUUCUUCGCAGGGGCGGGACUUAUGGGCGCGUUCAAUGCCCUUAAUACCUACUCAGCCGAGGCUAGGCCCCAGGCUCGCUCAGAGACCAUUAGCUGCAAGUAUAUUGUGCAGUACAUUUUUGCUGCCGCGGCCACCGCGGCCGUUGAGCCGCUGAUCAAUGCCAUCGGAGUGGGGUGGACAUUUACUAUUUGUGUUUUCUUUGCCAUUAUCGGUGGUUUCCUUGUUCUCGCCAUCAUCAGGUGGAGCACUGGAAUGCAAACAUGGGCCGAGAGAACAUUCGACCGUAACAAGGAGCCUCAAGCUUGA
Molecule: messenger RNA, 1368 nt
Organism: Penicillium olsonii
Lineage: Eukaryota; Fungi; Ascomycota; Eurotiomycetes; Eurotiales; Aspergillaceae
Source: the annotation of a GenBank genome assembly